Molecule: messenger RNA, 1122 nt
Organism: Saccharomyces kudriavzevii IFO 1802
Lineage: Eukaryota; Fungi; Ascomycota; Saccharomycetes; Saccharomycetales; Saccharomycetaceae
Gene: YIA6
Product: NAD+ transporter
Exons: 1
Coding region: 1-1122 (373 amino acids)
Biological process (GO): NAD transmembrane transport
Molecular function (GO): NAD transmembrane transporter activity
Source: RefSeq, a predicted model, not a curated record
AUGACGCAGGCUGAUAAUACCGUCCCCAGCUGCAGUGUGCUGCCAGAGCGGCAGCGUUGUCCUGCAGACCACGAAGAGCCCCUGUUGCUGCAUGAAGAACAGCUGAUAUUCCCUGAUCAUGUCUCCCAAUUAUCCUCUGCAGACAUUAUUGAGCCAAUUAAGAUGAAUGGCAGCACAGAAUCCAUCAUUGGGAGCACGCUGUGGGGGAGAUCGGUGUCUCUGUCCUCGACGCAAAUAACUGCUCUCUCUGGCGCAUUUGCUGGAUUCUUAUCGGGGGUGGCAGUAUGUCCCCUCGACGUCGCCAAAACACGAUUGCAAGCACAGGGACUACAAAGCAGAUUUGAGAAUCCUUACUACAGGGGGAUAAUGGGGACCCUGAGCACUAUAAUGAGAGACGAGGGCCCGCGAGGCCUAUACAAAGGAUUGGUACCGAUAGUCCUGGGCUAUUUUCCAACUUGGAUGAUAUACUUUUCAGCGUAUGAAUUCAGCAAAAAAUUCUUCCAUGGCAUUUUCCCACAGUUCGAUUUCAUUGCUCAGUCGUGUGCUGCCAUAGCAGCGGGGGCUGCGUCUACCUCUCUGACCAACCCAAUUUGGGUCGUGAAGACAAGACUCAUGUUGCAAUCAGACCUUGGCGAGCAUCCUACGCAUUAUAAGGGCACGUUCGAUGCGUUUAGGAAAAUGUCCUCGCAGGAAGGUUUCAAAGCAUUCUAUGCGGGGCUGGUCCCCUCAUUGCUAGGAUUAUUUCAUGUGGCUAUUCAUUUUCCCAUAUAUGAAGAUUUGAAGAUAAGGUUCCAUUGUUAUUCUCGAGAAAAUAACUCCAACACCAUUAACUUACAGCGGUUGAUCAUAGCGUCAUCUGUCUCUAAGAUGAUUGCCUCAGCGGUGACGUAUCCGCACGAAAUUUUACGAACCAGGAUGCAAUUAAAGUCAGACAUACCGAACUCCAUUCAACGACGGUUGUUCCCACUGAUCAAGACAACCUAUGCGCAAGAGGGACUCAAGGGGUUUUACUCGGGAUUUACCACAAACCUAAUACGAACCAUUCCAGCCUCCGCGAUCACUCUAGUAUCCUUUGAAUAUUUCAGAAACCGCCUGGAAAACGUCAGCUCUGUGGCAAUAUAG